This is a messenger RNA of Cotesia glomerata, 1851 nucleotides long. Its product is annotated as UDP-glucosyltransferase 2-like. The record is from RefSeq and is a predicted model, not a curated record. Lineage: Eukaryota; Metazoa; Arthropoda; Insecta; Hymenoptera; Braconidae. The coding region runs from base 206 to 1780 and encodes 524 amino acids. The transcript has 5 exons. Gene Ontology annotation, molecular function: UDP-glycosyltransferase activity.
GUGACUCGUAUCAUCUAUGCACCAGCAAACGUUACUAUUAACAUUCGCUCUGAGAUAUCCGUACCGGUUAUGCGACAAAUCGGUCUAUUUUAAGAUCAAUGUCAUAUAACAUUACAACGAUAAGUAAUAAUUAAUCACCGUAAUUAGUUAUUUCAUUCCAUAACGUUGUACUUAUCAUAAUUUGUGUUUUUUUUAUCGUCUGGCCAUGGAGAUUAAGUAUUUAUUGUGUCUGUAUCUCAGUUUUUCAAUUGUUUCUGACCAAUGUCACGGGCACAGAAUUUUGGGAAUCUUUCCCAUGAACGGAAAGAGCCAUAUGAUGAUGUUCGAACAAGUAAUGAAGGGGUUGGCUCGUCGUGGUCAUCAGGUUGAUGUUGUCAGUACUUUUCCGCUAGAGAAGCCCUUUCCUAAUUAUAAAGACUUGGCUAUAAAAGCUGCACUGCCGAAGUUUGUCAAUAACAUGACCUAUGACUUCUUUCAAGAUGUUACUCAGAAGACUAACAUGGUCCAGUUUUUGGCUGAAAAUCCGGGAAAUAUUAUUUGUGAAAAGGGAUUUGAAACUGAUGUUCUCCGGAAUAUUAUUUAUAAGCCGCAGAAGCCGGCUUAUGAUCUUGUGAUUACUGAGAUUUUUGCUGCCCACUGCUUUAUGGCAUUCGGUCAUCAUCUGAAAGUUCCAGUCGUGGGAUUAAGUUCGUCUGCUUUGUAUCCUUGGGGCAAUGACAUGGUAGGAAAUCCCCCGAACCUGGCCUUUGUCCCAAAUAAUCUUCUAGAACAUAUGGAGAAUAUGAGCUUCUGGCAGCGCUUGUACAACGUCCUUCACACAUACUACUACAGGAUGUACUUCAAUUACUACACAUCACCCCAAAGUGAUAUGAUAAAGAAAUACUUUGGUCCUGAUGCACCUGGAGUUAGGGAACUGGAACACGACUUAGCACUUAUUCUCACCAAUUCACAUUUGGCGAUAAAUGGCCCGAGACCGACCACUCCCGCACUUGUUGAAGUCGGCGGGCUUCACAUACAAGAUGAUGAUCCAGAGAUACCAGCCGAUCAUCUCAAGUGGCUUAAUGAGAGCAAAGAUGGCUUUAUUUACUUUACAUUCGGGUCCAUGAUGCAGAUUGAAUCCUUUCCGAAGCCAGUUUUGGAUGUUUUGUACAAGUCGCUGGGGAAACUCGCCCCUAUUAGAGUUUUUAUGAAGGCUCCUCAACCGGAAAAAUUGCCUCCUGGCUUGCCAAAGAAUAUUCGGACCUUUACGUGGAUGCCGCAAUUGAAAGUAUUGAGACACAAAAACAUCCGCGCAUUUAUCACUCACGGUGGACUGAUGGGCACUCAAGAAGCAAUUCACAGCGCGGUUCCGAUGAUAGGCAUGCCCCUUUUCGCUGAUCAGUUUACGAACGUUGACCUUUAUGUUAGCAAAAAAAUUGCCAUUCGCUUGGACUACGCCGACAUGACAGAGAACAAAUUGGACCAUGCGUUAAAUGAAAUUUUACAUAACCCCAUUUACAGAGAAACUAUGAAGAAAGUUUCUGAGAAGUUCAAGGACGGACCAAUGAGCCCCUUAGAUACUGCGGUUUACUGGAUAGAGUAUGUUAUCAGACAUGGAAAGACAGCCCUCAGAUCCCCGGCUGUCAACAUGUACUGGUGGCAAGUCGCUCUAGUGGACGUUUAUGUCUUUUUGACAAUCACUGCCUUAGUAAUUGUUUUUGUGACCGUGAAAAUCGUUCGAUUUAUUUCUAAAAUUUUAUCUCCAGCUGUCAACACUCCUCAUAGCAAGAAAGUUAAUUAAUUAUUCAGUUGCUUUGAAAAUAUAGUUAAGUUUGUAUUAAAUUUUAAUGAUUCAAUAAAUGCAAUUUUUUU